This is a messenger RNA of Penicillium verrucosum, 429 nucleotides long. RefSeq lists its product as uncharacterized. The transcript has a single exon. The coding region runs from base 1 to 429 and encodes 142 amino acids. The record is from RefSeq and is a predicted model, not a curated record. Lineage: Eukaryota; Fungi; Ascomycota; Eurotiomycetes; Eurotiales; Aspergillaceae.
AUGCCUCCAGCUCCAGUACUCCCAUCCUUGCAAGACAAGCUCCUGCACGAAUGCCGCAUCUUCAAAGCCAACAUGGAUACCCAAUCCAAUAUCCUGCUGUGUGAUCCAGAUGGUCGAGGUACGGAGCGCAUCGGGGAUGUCAUUCUCGCGGUGGCAGAAUUGGAUAUUCAAGCGGAUCGGAUCAUUAGCAUUGCACUCGGUAUGCUUGCUGAGGCUUCCGAUAGCGAGAUCAUUCGUCGGAAUACUUCCUUUUGGCUCCGUGCACAUAAUGGUUAUCACAAGUUCGAGAAUGUGUUUUAUGGCAUGAAGCGCGAGAUGAGUCAGUUACUAUGGAUUCUUAACGACGACCAGAAUGAGUUCGUAUGUGAUUACUUUGCUGGAAGUCUGGAGAGACUUGCAAGGAAGGUUUCAUUUCACCUGAAUGUUUAG